Molecule: messenger RNA, 2397 nt
Organism: Chara braunii
Lineage: Eukaryota; Viridiplantae; Streptophyta; Charophyceae; Charales; Characeae
Source: the annotation of a GenBank genome assembly
ACCCGAGAUUGCAUCGACUGUCAACGGUGGAGAGACAUGCGUCAUGGAGACGGAGGACGUUCUUAAGGGUUUUGCAGAUGGCAGCAAGGAAGGGAAUUCGGCACGAGGGAACAACGCAGACUGUGCAGAGGUGCUUGCGACAAUAUGUGCACAGACUGCAAAGAUGAUGGGUGAUGGUGAUGAAACAGAGAAUAAUGCAGGACGGAGCACUUGUGAGACGGAAACGGUUGGGGAAGAGAGAGAGGAGGGAGAUCUGGGAAGCAGGGAAUCUCUGAAAGGGUGUAUUGUGAAAGAUGAAAAUAUGGUGAAGACAUCAGCAGGAGAAGAGUACCCAUAUGACAUCAAUUGGGUGUCGGGUCGUGUUCAACCGGGUAUUGUUGGAGCACCCUGCUUUGCAUUCAAAGUCGAAGGGACAUGGGUUUCAUUUCCUGCCCCCAAAAAUAAUAAAUGGCGAAACGUGACUCUGGCAAUCGUGUUUGACAGACUAUUAAGGUUGAACGAUGGGGCAACAACAGAGGUGAAAGCACGAUAUGCGAUAGACGUGUGGCGUGUUCUGGAGGCGCAAGGCGAGUUCAGGCUGAACGAUUUUUUGUACGACAAUUUUGAUUGCGGAAAGACAUGGGUGAUUGGCGGGAACGACGCAACAGGGAGUACGGCGUGCCACGAGAGCGAUGCGAGGAGGGAUCCUAGAUGGGGUUGGGUGCCAUGUGUGAUCCCGAUUCCAUGUGGCCGUGUGAGGAUGAUGAUGCGUGAUGCCAUGGGAAAUGUCUGGAGCACGCAUUAUGUGAAUGGCAACUUCUCCUUCAGGCACCUCGACAGGGAGGUCUCAGAAGACGAGAAGAAGGCAAUGACAUGAUGUUUGCAUCCUGCAGUGGUUGAUGGCAAGGUGACGAUGGCAGCAAGACUGCAAUCAGGGCAUUGGCUCCCAUUGGGAUGGAUGCAUGCAAGCAUUGUGGAGCAUUGGCAGUUCCUCGUGGUUCUGGCACGUGUCUCAAUUUUCAAUGUGAAUGUAAAGGACCACGACAUGGUGGUUGAACACGCAAAGUGGUGCUGGGAGAAGAUAAGGGAGGAGGAGCGUCAGAUGGUGUGUGCGGGUUAUGACUCCAUGGCUGACCAGGGGAUGUGGUCCAUGGUUGAGGGGAGUUGUACGGCCCAAGAGCACGGCGACAGUGAGAACGGAUACAUGGCUCGCAUUCGCCGCAGGCACGGUUGCACGACCAUUCUUGGUUGGGUCCCGGACGUGGAGGCUACUCUUGCAGAGGUAAUGAAGUAUGCAAAGGAGGGUGUCCACUACAACAGUGACAGCGAUUUGUCUUUGCUUCAGGAAAGGGUCCCGAGGUACUUCAUAGUCGCUGUGGAUAUGAGAUUCACAAUCGUGGCAAAUGGCGAGGGCUGUGUCAAAGCACGAACACUCUUGCAACGCUUCAGAGAGUCACCACAUGUACGUGUGGACAACGAUGUGGAACAUAGUGCAUACAGUCUAAAAGGAGUGGUCCAGUGGAUCUGCAUCGAAGAGAUGUGCGAAGAAGGAGAYGUGGACAUGACAAUGYAGCAGACAGGGGGGACAUAUACAYCUGCGAACUUGGGCAAGUUGCUGGCCACUGUCGCACGGAAUGGGGGAAUGCUGGUUGAUGGGUCGAAGGACGAGUUGAAGAGCGGUGCUGCAGAAAUAUUGAAAAUGGACAGCGGUCCACGGGUGUGCGACUGUGGCAGGCCUUUCAUGUCAUUACGAACUUUGAACUCACAUCGUGCGAGGGCAUGCCCGACCGUGGCGGACGAAAGAACACAUGGCCAGGAGAUGGGUGUGGUCGAUGACGGCGGAGCAUCAAGUAUAGGUGUAGUGAAUCUCGUGAGCGAUGAGAGCGAGGACGUCGGGGCCCCCGAGAAUGUAGACGGCGAGGGCGGGACAUUUGAAGAGCAGCAACCGCAGCCUUUCGAAUUUUUUGACAGCUCUCGCAAGCUGGCGGCACUGAUCUUCUCCGUCAGGGGCGACGUCGAACCUCGGACGAUGUGCACAGCGCGGCCCGAGAGGAAGCAGAAGAGGAACACGACCAGUCCAUAUCAGAAAAGUCUGACGGGGAGGAGAACGAGGCAACAAGUGACGAGGGAGGUGACAGUCAAACUUCCGAUGGACAUUCUCGCGACACUCACGACGCUGAUGACGAGGACGGCAGGAGCAGCGACGGCGGAGCGCAGGACGAGGGCGGUGACGGGGCAAGCGAAGACAACAGAAGCGCGGACGGAAGAGGGAGUUCCUCAUCUCUGGGAAGAAUGCGGCACACGAGGGAAGCCGAAAGUGGCGGCGAGGGAGGCGCAGCCGACGCGCCCUCCAUUGACAGAUAACUAGUAAGGCACGACAACGCAGUUAAAAAAGAUAAACAAAAUGUGCUGAAGUUG